This is a messenger RNA of Monopterus albus (swamp eel), 3697 nucleotides long. It is a transcript of the gene fam167ab, whose product is annotated as family with sequence similarity 167 member Ab. The record is from RefSeq and is a predicted model, not a curated record. NCBI's taxonomy places the organism in Eukaryota, Metazoa, Chordata, Actinopteri, Synbranchiformes, Synbranchidae. The transcript has 4 exons. Bases 1376 to 2002 code for a protein of 208 amino acids.
ACAGGAAUUUUUGAUCCUUUUUUGUUUUAAUGCUUGUUGCACUUUUUAAAUUUGAAGACACGUGUCUGUGGUUGUGUUCUAGUUUUUGCGGCAGAAUCUUGAGUGGGAAUUUAUUUGACACAACACACAGGAUUUCCACCCCAACCUAGACUUUGUCCAGUAAACACAGUCACAUUUGUUUGCAUUUCACCUUUAAGCAUGUUGCCAUAUUAUGAAGGAGUAAUAGUUAGAGGUUACAGUUAUUGUUGGUUGGUUAGGAAUCCUAUUUUUGUAUAUGUGAACUUUUUUUUUUCAUAAAUGUUGGAGAUAAUAGUCUUUAAAUCUUUUCCAUGCCACAAUGUACUGCUUAGUGAUAUGACAAUCAUAUUAUGUGUACACUUAGUGCAGUCUGGCAAUUCCAUAAAACAGGUUAUGAAAGGUAGUAUAGAUAUUGUUUAGAAUAUUAAAAUGGAUCUAGUAUAGUAUGAAAUAGGCAACACCAGGUUAUUUGUGGCCCUGUAAUUCCUGGCAUGUUCCAGGACCUUUGGCCCCUGCACUGAUAUGUGACCUGUGAUGACAUUUCUAUACUCAUGCAGACAAUCAGCACUAAAACAAACAACCAGUAGACAAAAUGCUGUUUAUUUCUAUUUAUUCAGUUGUAUUUAUAAUGAAAGAAACUUUAGAUUCUUAUAGCAGCUCUGACAACAUUGACUCAGUAAGCUGUAAAUUGAAUAUAUGCUCUUACAGGUAGGUUGUCACAUUUUUGACACGGUUUUGUGGAAACUGGUAUUUAUGCCUUCACAUUUUAGUUGUUUUUGUAAGGUGAGAUAUGUAACAGUGAAAAUUGGGUAAUUUUCGGGUUUUGAUAUUUUUUUUCUAAAAUAUUUUGUAUUUUGUUCACUUGUAGCCUGAAGUUAGAAGGCGUAUCCGUGUAUUUUGUGAAUGAAAAUAACCGAAAUAAACAAGCUGUAGCCUGGUAACCGUACUGUGGCGCACUUGCACUGAUAUUCAUGUAGCGGGAAGUCGGACAGGGAUUCCUGGGAUGUCUCCGAGCAACAGGAAUCUGACGCAGCCCUCUCCGCCCCUCCUCCGGUAGCGGUGCUCAGAAACAAGCGGACCGUGGAGCAGUAGAGCGGACAGUGUGAGAGAAGGAGCGGGCUGGUAGCGAUUCCCUUCGCUGAUGCGGCUGACUAGUUGGAGCUCUGCUGGGAAAUUCUUACAAGGUACCUGGAGAUGGUUGUCAGCGGUACUGUCGGCAAAUGUUUUCACACCUCGCCUCUGCAGCUGUAAAGGCUGUCUGCCACCAGAGCACCAGUGGAUCUUUUGAUGAUCAACGUUCCUGGCAAAUAGCAGAGAAAGUAGAAGCAGGAAGGACAAAAAGGCACAGCUAUGAUUUAUGAUGGAUGCACCCUCACCACCUCAAAUCAUAGUGGACAGGGUUGGUGUCCCGGUAGAAACAGACACUAAGGAAGAUGUGCCCACAGAUGACCAUCUCAUGAACUUGAAGGCCUUGGCAGAGAAAUUAAGAUUGGAGACCAGGAGACCUUCUUAUCUGGAAUGGAAAGCCCGAUUGGAGGCAGAAAGCUUCAGAGAGUCAGGAACUGGAAACAGCCCAAUCCAAGUGGAGUCUGAAAGGAAACUAGUUCCACCCAAAGACACUGUAGUGAGCUCUGAAAUUAUUCCAUGCAAGUUGUCGUCAGGUGUACUGAAGGGAUUUGGAAACAUUGAUGAAGCUCUCAGCUGGCUCAGGCGAGAACUGACGGACAUGCGCUUGCAGGACCAACAGCUGGCAAGGCAGCUCAUGCGGCUCCGGAGCGACAUCCACAAACUGAAGGUUGAGCAGACGUGUCACCUGCAUCGCUGGAUGCUCAUUGACGCCACAUUCGGCCUUGAGGAGCGGGACGAGCUGUCCGACCUGCUGUGUGAAUGCCCGGUGACCCCAGGCCUUGGCCUCUCGGCCCCACUGAGACUCAUUGGCGUCACCAAGAUGAACAUUAACUCUCGCCGUUUCUCGCUCUGCUAGUGGCUGUGACCACACUUCAGGCAAACUUGUCUAAUACUGUCUUUGCUCCAGUGCAACAAACCAAUAUAACUAUAUUAUUUAGCAAUAGUUUUACUUAAGGACAUACUCAUGUAAUGUUUUUGCCACUAAACAACAAAUAGCAGCUACUUUAUAUACAUCAACCUCUCUGUAGACCUUUAGGCCAUCAUGAUUUGAAGCAGAAUACUUGCACUUUUAAACUUAAAGAGUCUCAAGCUUAUUCCUGUCCACUUAUGAAGCCUUAUUACUUAUUUUGUUUACAGUUACUGUGUUUUUCCAUAUACUGCUGGGAUUUGUGUGGUUACAAAAUUAAUCAAGCAUGGGUGAACUACAGUAUUAUUUCUGCAUACAGCCCUCUGGAUUGGCAGUGGUAGUCAGGAAUAGUUUCUAUGUCCUGGAUCUGCAUCUAAAUGCUUUGUGCUUUUAAGCCAUGUGUUAAUAUUGAUACAAGUUUUAUAAUGCAUAUUUGAUUUAGCAAGUAGUAUUUUAGUGAGCAUAGUUUUUUUGUAGAAUAAGAUGGAUUACAACUGCAAAGAAGCUAAAAAAAACAGUAGUUCACCACUAAAUAUUACUCCUUUAACAUACAAGUAGUCACAUGGUCCAUUGUUUAUAUUGUAAAUGCUGAUUAAAGCAGCUUUAAAGUUCACUAAUGGAGUAAAACAUGUGACGCUCACCCAAAGAUAAAAAAUGUAUCACAAAUCUUUUUCUUCAGUCUCUAAUAAAUCCAUUUGGAGUCACCUAUCCAGUAUAUCUAGUGACACUAUUCUAAGAUUUCCUGAAGACUAAAAUCUUUAAUUGCAGACUACAGUGAUCAUUACACAGAACCCCACCCCCCAAUUCUUCCUUAUGAGGUACAGUCAUGCAAGGUGAUAAAAUCACUACACUACAGGGGCUCCAGUCAUUGUUGUAAAGAUAAUUGGCAAACUCUUUAUGAAAUAGCAUGGGAUCUUUUAAUGACUUAAUUAAACCAACUGAUCUAUUGAUCUAUUUAAUAAUUACAUGCUUCAAAAAUGAGGUACUUUAAUGAGCCAUUCCAUUUGGUCUAAAAUUGGAUUAAGAUGAGAAUUUACAGGAGGCCACUUAGGCCUCCUCCCAGUAGUGUGAAUAGGCUGACAGUUCAGUUACACCAACAGCAUGCCAGAAAUGAGACAAAAAUCUUUAUCUACUCAGUGAGACCAUAGGCUUCUUGUGUAUCUCUCCUUUUGUUUGAGGUAGACAGUGUCUCAAGCCAAAGCGGCUAUUUGAGCGCAGGUGUAGCGUUCCAGUCGGUGCACACACUCCUGUAGCUCUGCUCCAGUCCCACAGCAAACAUGAGAUAACCCACACAAAGGAGAAACUUCAUUUGACUGCAGUCUGUUUUGUUCAUUUCAACUUACCCUAAAGGUAAGGAGAUUCGUUUAAAGCCUUGUGACUGGUUUCACAUGAUGGAAUCUGCUCAACUCAAGCCGUCUUGCCAAUUUCUCAUUCCUUAGACUCACGGGACUAAUCCUCAACUUUGAGGCUUAUUUAGUAACAUCCAGCAUGGCUGCUUUGGUGAAACCCAGACUGAAGUUCCUCAGCAGCUUAAGUGCAGUCAAGCAAAUGAUCAGUCAAAGAGGAUCAUAAUCAGAUUACAAAACCCCCAUGCCUUCUGUCAGUCCUGCUGUACAAAAGUCAAAUUAAAUGAGAAUGUUAGUC